AUUAAUAGCUCGGUGUAAUUGUGAUCUGCAUCUCCAUUAAAUCGUACAAUAGAAGUCAGCAAGACUAGUAAUAUAAAAGUCAAUAAAUCGAAUGGACAGCAGUUUCAUGCUUCCACGAUCCCUGCAACAGAAACAAACAAUAUUCCUUUUACCAACACCGUCCCAAUUCGCAAGUUAAAUGCCAGUAUGCCACCCCAACCAAUCACAAACCAAGACAAGAUCUUUCCACUCUCUUUCACCGUAUCGACGAUCCUGAUCAUCCUCCACAUACGGUCACGGAUAAGGAUAAAACCUCAGUAUCAAUGAAUACCCCCCACCUUCGCAAUUCCACCACAAGAACUUACUGUGAUCGACGUCACCAACUUUUCGCCAAUUAUCCACUUGUAAUUCCAUGUCAGCAAUAAAUUCAAUCCAUGGAAAAAGAAAUCAUCAGUCUAUAUAUACCUCUGAAAUCCUCAGUCACGAAUUCACGCAGUGAGAUGGAAAAACAGAGCACAAACAUGGUUUCUUGGUUUAGAGGAAAGUGCAUAGGCAGAGGCUCUUUUGGCACCGUCAGCGUCGCAGUUAACAAAUCAGAAGACACUGUUUUUGCUGUCAAGUCCGUUGAGAUAACCGCGUGUGCCACUACGAGUCCUCAUCUUGAGUGUUUGGAGAAUGAAAUCAGGAUUCUCCGGUCCCUGUCUUCACCGUAUGUCGUUGAGUAUCUCGGCGAUGACGUUUCUUUCGAGCCCAAGAUGACGUCGUAUCGGAACCUUCACAUGGAAUACAUGCCAGGUGGCACCGUUGCUGAUGUGGCGGGGCGCGUGGACGAGAGGACUGUAAGGUCCUUCACCUUCUGCUUAGUCUCUGCUUUGAGGGAAGUGCAUUCGAGAGGCAUAGUGCACUGCGAUGUGAAAGGGAAUAAUGUGUUGGUGGGUUCAGGUUGGGGCUCCGCGAAGCUUGCGGAUUUCGGGUCGGCUAUGCGGAUCGGAGAGCAGUUUGAAGACAACAGGAAUGCUCCAAUGCUGCCACGUGGUAGCCCUUUGUGGAUGGCGCCGGAGGUAAUUCGUUGCGAAUAUCAGGGGCCAGAGAGCGACGUGUGGUCUCUGGGCUGUACAGUCAUAGAGAUGGUCACCGGAAAACCGGCGUGGGAGGAUCACGGAAUUGACACACUGAGUCUUAUCGGUUUCUCCGGUGAGUUGCCCGAGUUCCCAAUUCAAUUAUCUGAACUCGGUCGUGACUUUCUCGAAAAGUGCCUAAGACGGGAACCAAGCCAGAGGUGGAGCUGUGAUCGGCUGCUGGAGCAUCCGUUCAUAAUCUCUGCAUCAUCGUCCAAUAAUUCAGCUCUUGAAUCCUCUCCCCGGGGUGCACUGGACUGGGUUGACUCUGAAUUCGAAGAGGACGACGACAUUGAAACAUCAUCCACACUUUCAAAUUCCAUCGACGAUGAUCAAUUAAGGGGCAGGAUUGGAAAAUUGACUACGAGUAGAGGGUCAAUCUGGGAAUCCAACGGGGGCUGGAUUGUCGUGAGAGGCAACGAUGCCGGUGGAGUUACGGAAGAAGAUGGGACAAGUACGGAAUAUGCGGAUUCGGUAAAGAUAAGUGAAGAAAACAGAGAAAGGACACGCUGGGAAUUUACGAAUUAUGGCGGCAGUGAGCAGCAAUGCCGACACGUGGCGUGUCCCACUCUGGGUGGGCUUCAUCGGCAUGGGUCGAAAAAGUGGGGGUUAAUAGCGGUGGAGGGGCGAGUAAUAUUGUUGUAUAAUUAUUUAAAAUUAUUUAAAUACCGAUUAUUAUUAUUAUCCAUUUAUUUCCAUCCAUCUAAAUUCCUUGGCUUUAAUAAUUAUAUUAUAUUCCUGGUCCGAAAUUUCAAUUUGUGCAAAUGAUAAUAUGGAACUAUG
This is a messenger RNA of Tripterygium wilfordii, 1880 nucleotides long. RefSeq names its product mitogen-activated protein kinase kinase kinase 17-like. Gene Ontology annotation, molecular function: ATP binding; protein kinase activity. NCBI's taxonomy places the organism in Eukaryota, Viridiplantae, Streptophyta, Magnoliopsida, Celastrales, Celastraceae. Gene Ontology annotation, biological process: protein phosphorylation. The transcript has a single exon. The record is from RefSeq and is a predicted model, not a curated record. Bases 414 to 1865 code for a protein of 483 amino acids.